Molecule: messenger RNA, 1633 nt
Organism: Rhizopus microsporus ATCC 52813
Lineage: Eukaryota; Fungi; Mucoromycota; Mucoromycetes; Mucorales; Rhizopodaceae
Product: glycoside hydrolase
Exons: 7
Coding region: 298-1527 (409 amino acids)
Biological process (GO): carbohydrate metabolic process; chitin catabolic process
Cellular component (GO): extracellular region
Molecular function (GO): chitin binding; chitinase activity
Source: RefSeq, a predicted model, not a curated record
GAAAUUGGAUCCACUAGCAUCAUUGACUCCCUUAAGCUCUUCCGCUCGUCCGCCCACCCCCGCAAAGCAUACUAUGGUUGAGCCCCGUUUAGGAAUUUCCAAAAACGGAAUAUUUUUCUCCGAGUCGGACAUCUAUCCUACAACGAGUUCUCCUUAAAGAAGUUGUUUGUUGUCAGUUGAUACACAUAAAGUGGGUUAAUUAUAAGUUAUUUAAAGAGUUAAAAAUGUUGUCAAUAAAAAGUAGCUUAUAAGUGUUCUUUAUCUAUUUCUAAAGAUUCCCCCUUUUUCUUUCAGCAAAUGAUUCUCAAUCUUUUUCUUGGUGCUGUAAUAGGUGUAGCUAGUCUUGUAGGAGCUGCCAAUGCAGUGAUCUCAGGCGCGGAUAAAAAACCCGUCGUGAUUGGUUACUAUCCAAACUGGAGUGAUCGGUUUACAGUAACCAAGAUUGAUUUUUCUAAGUUUACGCACAUUCACUAUGCAUUUGCUAUUAUGGCCAAUGGACCCGUUCCUGUUUGGGGGAACCCACAAAAGGCUAACGCCCAGUUGACAAAAUUGGUAACUAUGGCUCAUAAACAUAAGGUCAAAGUACUUCCCUCGAUCGGCGGAUGGACCGGAAGUAUCACAUUUAGCUCUACGGCAAAGAGUCAAAAGUCUAGAAAAGAAUUCAUAGACUGGAAUAUAAGCGUGAUGAAGAGGUAUAAAACCGACGGAAUUGAUAUUGACUGGGAGUACCCAGGUCGUCAAGGUGAAGGAUGUAACGAGGUCAAUGAAGAACAUGAUGUCAAAAACUUCCUUACGCUACUCAAGGAGCUUCGUCAAGCUAUGGAUGGAGAAUUUGGUGUGGGCAAAAAGGAGAUCUCGGCUGCAGUCUAUAUUCAUCCCUUCAAUUCAUCUGUACCUGAGAUGGCCAAGAUACUGGAUAGAGCCAAUAUCAUGACGUACGAUAUAAAUGGUCCAUGGAGUCUUCGGACAGGCGCUAAUGCUCCUCUGUAUGCGCCUCGUGGUCAAGACAGUGUGGACUCAUCUGUUAAUGCCUGGAUAGAGGCAGGUAUGCCCAGACAUAAGAUAGCAGUGGGCCUUGCCUUAUAUGGACGCUCAGCAAUUGCCAAAGUGAACAUGCUGAGAACAAAAAAGAUCAACCAGAACCAAGUCCAAGGCCAAAUAUCUCAAGGCGAUAAAACUGACGUGUUCUUCCAGAGCUCUUUUUGCCCCUUAAUCCCUGGAGGACUAUCGGGUACCUGGAGAUUUCAUAGCCUGCUGUCUCAACAUGUACUCAAGUCACCUCUGGAAGCAAAUAAGCCAUGGGCGCGCGUAUGGGAUGCUGUUACAUCAACUCCAUGGCUAUUUAACUCAAAGACAAAGAUAUUCAUUUCUUAUGAUGAUCCACGAUCACUUGCUUUAAAAACAUGUUAUGCUCUUCAAAAAAACUUGGCUGGUGUUAUGAUAUGGUCUAUCGAUCAAGAUAGCAAAGGGAAUGACUUGCUGAAUGCUAUUCACAACAGUAUCAAGACUACCAAUGCAUCAUGCUAAAUGCACACACACACCAUUGUUGUACCAAAAAAGAAAAGAAAAGCGUGUGCCUGUGUGCAUUGUUGUCCUUUAAUAAAAUGAACUUUUCUUUUUCUUUUUCUUUUUU